GAAAAAGUAAUAAACGAUGGUACACACCAUUUUUUUUUUGCCGGUUCCCGGCGGGUGAGAAAAAAGGCUUCAACGGCGUUAAGUUGCUGUUCCUCACUCUGCGCUGCCUUCUCUCUCUUAAAAUCGCAGGUUGAGCUUUGGAUGAUAAAGACACUUGACUUUCUCUUACAAUGAGUACACGAAGAAAUGGCAUUUCCAGGCAUCAGCGGGUCGAGAAUUUCCGUGGUGAAGGGCCAAACUGGAUCCUAAUUGCUGGGGGUGCCUUGUUGAGCACAUUAUCCAUACGCUUUGGGUACAAGUUAAAGCAGUUGAUUGACUCGAAACCUCAUUCGAAUGGCACUAGUGGCUUAAAAUCCAAUGGAACAUCUGACAGAGGCAGAUCUCGAGGAUGCUGCUUGCAUUCUAACGCAUCUUCCUGUGAAAGGAAUCAUGAUUGUUGCUUCCACUGCACUCCCGGAACUGAGAAUGUGGAGGGAAACCAUGCUGCAAACGAGCAAAUGGUGGUUCCCAGUAAUCCGCUGCCUCUUGUGAAGGUUACUACUCCAUCAUUUAGCAAAGAGAAUGGAACCAUGUGGGCAUCUUCUCCUGAUCACCUGGAAGUGCACACGAGACCAUACCAACACCAGUCUACCUGCUCAGAUUCUCCCUGUGUAUCUGAAUCAGGGUCAGACAUGUUCAGCAAGCGGGAAGUUAUACAGAAGCUGAGGCAGCAGCUGAAGAGACGCGACGACAUGGUACUUGAAAUGCAGGAACAGAUCUCAGAGCUGCAAAGCUCGCAUAGCGCGCAGAUGGCACACUGUAGCCAUCUCCAAACACAGCUGGACGCAACAAACAGGGAUCUGUUUGAAUCAGAAAGAGAAGUGCAGAGGCUGAGAAAGGCGAUCGCUGAUCACUGCGUGGGACACGCUGGUAGCAACGGUUGGAGUGGGGAUGCGAACGGGUUUAUGGAGAGCGAAAGCAACUAUGAGUCACCGGUAAAAGGAUCAAGGGAUGGAGAAAGGAUAGAGAUGUUGAGAAAGGAAGUGGGAGAGCUUAAAGAGGUGAUAGAUGGGAAAGAGUAUCUACUUAGGAGCUAUAAAGAGCAGAAGAUUGAGCUUUCAGAGAAGAUGAAAGAGUUGCAGCAGAGAUUGGAUUUACAGCUCCCAAACAUUUUGUAGGUGUGGAAAGGUUAGGCAUUGUGCAUUCUUACUAGUCUCUCUCUCUUUUCUUUAUCUCGAGAAACAAAUCCAAAGAACAAAAAUUUUGGACUCUUUGUGUCUCUCUCUCUGGGAGAAGGAAACUUCUCUUCUUGAUAACUUUUUUUUUAAUGGUUUAUUAGUUUCGGCUUUGAAUGUCUUGAUCCUUUUA
This is a messenger RNA of Eutrema salsugineum, 1347 nucleotides long. RefSeq lists its product as uncharacterized. The transcript has 4 exons. Bases 171 to 1157 code for a protein of 328 amino acids. The record is from RefSeq and is a predicted model, not a curated record. Lineage: Eukaryota; Viridiplantae; Streptophyta; Magnoliopsida; Brassicales; Brassicaceae.